AUGGCAGUCCACCAGUGUUUUGUGCUGUUUGUUACUCUUCUAAUCUUGCCCUUUGCGCUUGCACAGUUAAAGAAAGAGGAGAGUUUAGACAGCAAAGUCCACCAGCUGAUGGAAUGGAACAGCAAGAAAUCUGUCAUCCGUUUGACCGGAGAUAAGUUCAAACUUUAUGUGAAGACACCACCAAAGAACUACUCCAUGGUGGUGAUGUUGACUGCCCUGCAGCCUCAGAGAGGCUGUUCAGUCUGCAAGCAGGCAAAUGAUGAAUUCCAAAUAGUUGCAAACUCCUGGAGAUACUCGCAGCAAUACUCAAACAAGCUUUUCUUUGCCAUGGUUGACUACGACGAGGGUUCUGAUGUCUUUCAAAGUAUGAAGUUGAACACAGCUCCUGUGUUCAUGCACUUCCCUGCAAAGGGCAAGCAAAAGAAGGGGGACACACUAGAUAUACACAGGGUUGGAUUUGCAGCUGAACAACUUACUAAAUGGAUCGGAGAAAGAACAGAUAUUCAGAUUCGUAUUUUCCGACCCCCGAACUAUUCAGGAACUGUUGCUUUGGCUCUGCUUUUUGCAAUGAUUGGAGGGUUGCUGUAUUUCAAACGCAACAAUCUGGAAUUUCUCUACAAUAAAACAUCAUGGAGCAUUCUUGCCUUGGCUGUGAUAUUUGCCAUGACCUCAGGUCAGAUGUGGAACCACAUUCGAGGUCCCCCGGUGAUGCACAGGAAUCCUACCACUGGUGAGAUGCACUAUAUCCAUGGAAGCAGCCAGGGACAGUUUAUCAUGGAGACCUACAUCGUCAUGUUGCUGAAUACUGCCAUCGUGGUGGGGUUCAUACUGCUGAAUGAGGCAGAAAGUAUAAAGACCGAUCCAGGAAAGAAAAAAGUUUUAUCCCUUGUGGGCCUUGGAUGUGUGACCAUCUUCUUUAGCCUGCUGCUGUCCAUCUUCAGAUCCAAGUACCAGGGCUACCCAUACAGCUUCCUGUUCAAGUAG
Candidula unifasciata is the source of this 984-nucleotide messenger RNA. The record is from the annotation of a GenBank genome assembly. Lineage: Eukaryota; Metazoa; Mollusca; Gastropoda; Stylommatophora; Geomitridae.